AUUACUUACUACCAAGUACCAGAAGCAAAUUGGCGGGGAACGAGACAUCUCUGAACCCAUUCAUCUGAUUCUGGCGGGAAGAGAGAGAGAGAGAUGGGAUCGGAAUCCAUGUCCACAACUCCGGAAUGGGCAUCGGAACCUUGCAUCAUGGGCAUUGACGAAGCCGGGCGUGGUCCUGUUCUCGGACCCAUGGUGUAUGGAUGUUUGUACUGCCCGAUUUCGUACCAGAGUACUCUCGCUUCUCUCAAAUUCGCAGAUUCAAAGACUCUAAAAGAGGAGAAGAGAGAAGAACUGUUUGAAAAUUUAAAGGCUGAUAAGUCACUUGGAUGGGCUGUUGAUGUCAUUGACCCCAGGGAACUUUCAGCCAAGAUGCUUGCAAAAAACAAAAUUAAUUUAAACGAGAUUUCACAUGACUCGGCAAUGGGGCUCAUCAGUAGGGCGUUGAACAUGGGAGUUCUUUUGACAGAGGUUUAUCUGGACACUGUGGGAGACGCUGAGAAGUAUAGAGCAAAACUGUCUGAGAGGUUUCGUUCGAUAAAAUUUGUUGUAUCAAAGAAGGCUGACAGUCUUUAUCCUGUUGUUAGUGGGGCAAGUAUAGUUGCUAAGGUAACAAGAGACCGAGCAUUGAGAGAAUGGGUGCUAGAGGAAACUGAAGAAAAUGUAAACAGGAGCUUUGGUUCUGGAUAUCCUGGAGAUCCUGAGACGAAGGCAUGGUUGGAGAAUCAUAAACAUUCAGUGUUUGGAUUUCCAUCAUUGGUCCGAUUCAGUUGGGGAACUUGCACCUCUCAUUUGAAAGAUGGCAUUGAAGUUGCGUGGGAAUCAGAUGAAACUGAUGAAAACGGUAAUAGCGGCAGCAGUCACAGCAAGCGGCAAGUGAAACUAAGCAGCUUUGGCUUCACGGCAUGCAAGAGUAGGAGCGAAGAAAUCGAAUCAAGCGGAAAAGGACGCUGCAAGUUUUUCCAAUCACGUAAACUCCAGCAACUCUCUCAGUUCUAGCUUCAGACUUGCAUAUUCAAAUAUAACCAUAUGCCAGUUGUGUCCCAUUUGAUACUGGUUUUGGUUUCAGACAACCACAACAACAUGUUUAUUCAAACUGAAACAAACUGUCUUCAAAGAUUGAUUGCUACAUUGAAA
Molecule: messenger RNA, 1134 nt
Organism: Tarenaya hassleriana
Lineage: Eukaryota; Viridiplantae; Streptophyta; Magnoliopsida; Brassicales; Cleomaceae
Product: ribonuclease H2 subunit A
Exons: 8
Coding region: 94-996 (300 amino acids)
Biological process (GO): mismatch repair; DNA replication, removal of RNA primer
Cellular component (GO): ribonuclease H2 complex
Molecular function (GO): RNA-DNA hybrid ribonuclease activity; RNA binding
Source: RefSeq, a predicted model, not a curated record